Molecule: messenger RNA, 237 nt
Organism: Racocetra persica
Lineage: Eukaryota; Fungi; Glomeromycota; Glomeromycetes; Diversisporales; Gigasporaceae
Source: the annotation of a GenBank genome assembly
UUAUGGACGGUGAUGUUGGUUGAAGCUGUGAUUUGGUUGAAGACGUGGAUGGUUGUUUUAGUUGAAGACGUGAAUAGUGAUUUUGGUUUUAAGUUGUUGGAUAGUGUUUUGUGGACAGUAUUAUCGGUUGAAGUUGUGAACAGUGUUGUGAAGGCGUUAAGUAGUUUGUUAUUGACGGCGACAACUCCCGUAGAAAUUGAUCCUGGAUUUGUUACAAAAACGAGAAUAGUUUGGUGA